Vicia faba (fava bean) is the source of this 774-nucleotide messenger RNA. NCBI's taxonomy places the organism in Eukaryota, Viridiplantae, Streptophyta, Magnoliopsida, Fabales, Fabaceae. The record is from the annotation of a GenBank genome assembly.
AUGACAGUUUCCUUAUCUUCUCUCACAUCUUCCCUCUAUUCACUUUCCUUUUCUUCCAAUAUCUGUCGCAAACCAACCACUCUUUCUCUCCCCGGAACCUUCUCCCUCAAUCGCUCUUCCAAACUCCCUUCCCUAAUCGUCAAAGGAGAAAACCAGGCUGCGCAAAGGAAUUUCCCUAUCGAUUUGAAGGAAGCAAUUUCGAGUGUGAUAUUUGCAACUCCUAGAUCUGUUGAGUUGUGCCUUGACUGUGGUGUAAAUCACUUGUUGGUUGAGAAAUUGUCUGCUAAAGCCCCUGAUGGUCCAACCAAGAUAAAAAUACUGACUGCAAUAGCUGAGGAGCAUAAUAUCAAAUGGGAGUCCAAGUCAUUUGGAGACAAUGAUACAAAGGCCUCUCAAGACUUACUGGUUGGGCCAAGUACUCCUGAGAAGUCUGCUUAUGUUGAACCUUUUCAAGGCCAUGUUCCACCACCUGUUCAUGAUGAAAAGGGUCCUCCGAAUUCUGGUGGUCCUUCACAACUUACACCAACGCACGAUGCAUAUACAAAUUCAUAUGACCAGAGUGCAAACACUGCUGCUAGAAAGGCUAGUGGCAAUAACUCCAUAACAUCAGGCAUGCUGGACAUAGAAAUCAAAUCUUCAGGGGAUGGAAGUCAAAAAAUGGAUUUUAGAGAUACAUAUUCUGAAAAUAAGAGUUUCUUUCCUACUGGGAGACAAUUGGAACAUGGAAUUCAAGGAUGCUGCCUCUGCUGCACAGGCUGCUGCGGAAUCUGCUGA